AUGGAUGUAGUGGGAGAAGAAAGCUCCGGUGGCGGCCAUGGGCACGCAGUGUCCUCUAAGAAUAAGAUUGUUCAUGGGGAACUUCUUGAGCACCGGCGCCUGCAGCACCAACCAGAACAACUUGCAGAUGACGUGGCAGAAAUCAAGCCAAAACAACUUGCAGAUGAUGUGGCAGAAAUCAAGCCAAAACAACUUGCAGAUGCUGAUGGCUUUCUCAUUGGGUUUCCUUCUCGUUUCGAAAUGAUGCCUGCUCAAUUCAAGGCCUUCUUUGAUGCCACCCAUGAGCUAUGGGCAUCACAAGCACUUGCUGGCAAACCUACUGGGAUUUUCUGGAGUACUGGUUUCCAUGGUGGAGGCCAGGAGCAACCGCGGACUCACCGGAGAUAG
Messenger RNA from Malania oleifera, 387 nucleotides. RefSeq names its product probable NAD(P)H dehydrogenase (quinone) FQR1-like 3. Gene Ontology annotation, molecular function: oxidoreductase activity. The transcript is spliced from 2 exons. Bases 1 to 387 code for a protein of 128 amino acids. The record is from RefSeq and is a predicted model, not a curated record. NCBI's taxonomy places the organism in Eukaryota, Viridiplantae, Streptophyta, Magnoliopsida, Santalales, Ximeniaceae.